This is a messenger RNA of Phaeoacremonium minimum UCRPA7, 1452 nucleotides long. Its product is annotated as putative tat pathway signal sequence domain protein. Bases 1 to 1452 code for a protein of 483 amino acids. Gene Ontology annotation, biological process: carbohydrate metabolic process. The record is from RefSeq and is a predicted model, not a curated record. The transcript has a single exon. NCBI's taxonomy places the organism in Eukaryota, Fungi, Ascomycota, Sordariomycetes, Togniniales, Togniniaceae. Gene Ontology annotation, molecular function: polygalacturonase activity.
AUGGCUAGUACAACCGGAAUCCAAACAUAUCAAGUCCCGGAAGGCAUCGAUGCAAACGAUACAUUUGUUGUGAAGGCUCGCAUCGUGAAACAGGAUGGAGCAGCGGGAGUUUGGGCUCCCGUACCAGCAUACGCCGUUGAUGUAGCAGAUGUCAACAUCACUUGCAAUCAGUUCAAUAAGCAUCCCAUUGCUGUUGCAUCGCUAGACAUUGAACAGAGUCCUAUCGAGAUCAAAGCCCAGUAUAGAGGUGGAGAAGUGACUGUCGCCACUAUCCGACCUUUGUCUCUUGGAAUAAAGGCCACUAUCGAAAAGGACAACACCAUUACCUUCAGACUUGAUCACCCGCACGAUGUUAUGCUUGAGAUCAACAAUGACAAAUGGCAAGCAUUACACGUUCUCACUGAUGAUAUCGAUGUGAACGCACCAAAGGAGGAUUCUGAUAAUGUCUGGUAUUUCGGCCCAGGUGUUAACAACGGGUCAGCGUAUAAGAAAGUUGUCGAUGGAAACCUGAUGGUCCCCUCAGAUACAACCGUGUAUUUGGAUAGUGGAGCGUUUAUCACAGCCAAGUUGAACUUCAUCGAUGUCUCCAACUCCGGUGUUCGAGGCCAUGGGUUCAUAUACAAAGGUCCGAACGGCGGUGCCAUCCUUAUCGAGAGAUCAAAUAACAUCUUUGUCGAGAAAGUGACCUCCCUUGGAGCAACAGGCUUCAGUCUGACCACAGGAAAGGCAAAGGGGGUUCAUAUUGAUGGGUAUAGGUCUUUUUCAUCUCACGGGAACGGUGACGGUGUCGACUUUUUCUGCUCCCAGGACGUCCUUGUCGAGAACUGCUUCCUAAGGAACUCCGACGAUACCGUUGCAAUUUAUGGACAUCGCUGGGAUUACUAUGGCGAUACGAAGAACAUAACUGUCAGAAAUUGCACUCUCCUACCGGACAUUGCACAUCCUAUCCAUAUGGGCACACAUGGAAACCCAGCCAAGCCAGAAACCUUCACCAAUAUCCGCAUCAGCAACCUUGACAUCCUGGACCACUACGAGAAUCAGACAUGGUAUCAAGGAUGUGUAUCUAUCAAUGCAGGUGAUGAAAACCUGAUUGAGGAUGUACUGGUGGAAGAUGUUAGGGUCGAGAAGAUAUCCAAAGGGCAACUCGUCAACAUCCGGGUCAUGCAAAAUCCUAUGUGGACCACAGCGCCAGGCCGGGGAGUUCGGAAUGUCACAAUCAAAAACGUUACCCUCGACACAGACAACUCUGUAAUAGUAUAUCCUUCACAAAUACUUGGGUUCGAUGCAGAGAGAAAGGUCGAGCAUAUCACGUUCGAGAAUCUGAAAAUUGGCGGAGAAUAUGUGCACGAUGGCAUGCCGAAGCCCCGGUGGUACACGGUUGCGGACCUAGUACCUAUGUUCGUGAAUGAACACGCGAAGAAUAUUGCAUUUAAACUGUCAGAAGGCAUUUGA